AUGUGGUUGGCAAUCGGCUCGUCGUCGCUGACGCCACCCACGCCGCAGCUUGCUCGAGUCGCCGGGCUGCGAGUCCUCGCUCAGUCACCCGCGGUGCUCGUGGUCGACAAGCCGAGCGGUCUUAGAUCCACGCCCGCCUUUGUGGGCGGCACCGCCGGAAGCACCCGGAAAAAGCGCUGGUGUGCCGCCGCCUCGACGCUGCUCGAGCUCCCGCCGCGCCUGCGCUCGCACGCUGCGAUUCUGCCGCGGACGCGCGACAAGUUUGUGCGCUUUGCAGUCAGCCGCGCUGGGCUUGGCGAGAGCGAGGCGGCGGUGGCGUGGCAGGCGCUGGUCCGCGCAAACGAGGAACAGGACGCGCGGGACGGCGUGACGGAGGUCGACUCGGUCCUACGCCGCGUCCGCGCAGCGAGCGGCGGGUUUGCUCAAGCGCGGCUGGUCCAUCGGCUGGACGCGUCCACCUCUGGCGUCCUCGCGCUGGCACUCGACGCGCCCUCCGCCGCGGCGCUGUCGCAGCAGUGGCGAGACCGAUCCGUGAGCAAGCGGUACGAAGCGGUCGUCGCCGGCGCCCUGCCCGACGGCUCUGGCGAGGUCUGCCUCGCCCUCUCCCGCUGCGCCGUCGCAGACCGGUUGGGCCUCACACGUAUGGUGCCUGCUCGCGAUGGCUUGCCCUGUCGCACCACGUACACCGUGACACGCCGGCACGCGAACGGAGCUGGCGCUUGGGCCGGUGGCAGUGGCAGUGGCAGAGAUGACGACGACCGUGGUUCCGCCGGUUUCACCACCACCGUCGAGCUAACGCCGCACACGGGUCGCCUCCACCAGCUGCGGGCUCACAUGGCGGCCAUCGGCCACCCGAUCCUUGGCGACGACAUAUACUCCGGCCCGGCUGCGACGCGCCUCUGCCUACACGCAAAGAGCCUCGCCUUUGUCGAGCCGGCAUCAGGGCAAACAUGGCGCGUGGACAGCCACUGUGACGACUGGGGCGCCGCGAUAACAUAA
Molecule: messenger RNA, 999 nt
Organism: Emiliania huxleyi CCMP1516
Lineage: Eukaryota; Haptophyta; Isochrysidales; Noelaerhabdaceae
Exons: 1
Coding region: 1-999 (332 amino acids)
Biological process (GO): pseudouridine synthesis
Molecular function (GO): RNA binding; pseudouridine synthase activity
Source: RefSeq, a predicted model, not a curated record